Corythoichthys intestinalis (scribbled pipefish) is the source of this 2058-nucleotide messenger RNA. It is a transcript of the gene sephs3, whose product is annotated as selenophosphate synthetase 3. The record is from RefSeq and is a predicted model, not a curated record. NCBI's taxonomy places the organism in Eukaryota, Metazoa, Chordata, Actinopteri, Syngnathiformes, Syngnathidae. Gene Ontology annotation, biological process: L-selenocysteine biosynthetic process. Gene Ontology annotation, cellular component: cytoplasm. The transcript has 8 exons. Gene Ontology annotation, molecular function: ATP binding; selenide, water dikinase activity.
UUCAAACGGCUCUCCCCGCUCCUCCAUCAUUCAUCCUGGACGCGAGUCUUAGGUAGCCAGUCUCCUCCGCCCGCGUGGCGGAUUCAGGUCUCUCCAAACAGGCAUGUCGAGCUCAACUCCCCCGCUUCCCCAAGCAGAAGCGAUGGCAACCGAGGCGUGUUUCCCCCCUGGGUACAAGCCUUUCAACCCCGAGGAGCAUGGCUUGGAGCGCGGCUUUCGUCUCACAGCCUUCUCGGAAAUGAAAGGAUGAGGCUGCAAAGUCCCGCAGGAGGCUCUGCUCAAACUCCUGGCGGGACUCGAGCCGAACCGGGUCGAUGGGCCGAGGAAGGACGGAGACCACGCGUCCGAGUUCACGGAGCAGUUGCCCGGCCCACGACUAGGAGUGGGGAUGGAUUGCUGUGUGAUCCCUCUGAGGCACGGUGGGCUUUCUUUAGUCCAGACAACAGACUUUUUCUACCCUCUAGUGGAGGAUCCCUACAUGAUGGGCAAGAUAGCAUGUGCAAAUGUCCUUAGUGAUCUCUACGCUAUGGGCAUCACAGAGUGUGACAACAUGCUGAUGCUGCUCAGUGUCAGCCAGAAAAUGAACGACAAGGACCGUGAACGGGUCAUGCCGCUAAUGAUUCGAGGAUUCCGCGAUGCUGCUGAAGAGGGAGGAACUUCAGUGACAGGCGGACAGACUGUGGUCAAUCCUUGGAUAAUUAUAGGGGGAGUGGCUUCAGUUGUCUGCCAGCCCACCGACUUCAUCAUGCCAGACGGUGCUGUCCCAGGUGAUGUCUUGGUGCUUACUAAACCCCUUGGGACACAGGUCGCUGUCAAUGCUCACCAGUGGCUCGACCAGCCUGAUCGGUGGAACAAGAUCAAGCUUGUCAUCACCAAGCAGGAAGUGAAAGAGGCCUAUCAGGAAGCUAUGUUUUCAAUGGCAACGCUUAACCGUACAGCGGCAGGUCUCAUGCACAAGUUCCAGGCCCAUGCAGCAACAGACGUGACGGGCUUCGGUUUGUUGGGACAUGCCAACAACUUGGCAAAACAACAAAGCAACGAUGUGGCCUUCGUCAUCCAUAACCUACCCAUCAUAGCCAAGAUGGCUGCCGUCAGCAAAGCAUGUGGAAACAUAUUCAAUCUGGUUCAGGGCACAUCAUCCGAAACAUCAGGUGGACUGCUGGUGUGUCUGCCCAGAGAACAGGCAGCUAAGUUUUGUUCUGAGAUGAAGAGCCAGAGCUCAGGGGGUGGAGGUCAGGGUGCCUGGAUCAUUGGAAUUGUAGAGAAAGGAGACCGUCGAGCUCGCAUCAUUGACAAACCCCGCAUAAUUGAGGUUCCGCCACGAGGAAGCCCAGUGGCCAAUCAGGAUAACAAUUCUGCCAGCCCUGUGCCUGGUUCCAAUUUGUCCUAGACUGUAUGAAUAUGUGUCAUCAUGUGUGUGAGUGGCGAGUAUGCUGUCCGUAUCUUCUGGAAAGCACAAACCACAACUCAGUUUUCUCCCAUAAGAGUUGGUAUGUAUGGACCUACAUACUUAUUAAUCUAGUGUAAUUACCCAGUCUUUGGUACAUUUAAAUCUUGUCAUCUUAACUUAAUUGGGGGAAUGAAUGGAAAAUUAAAUGUUAACAUUCCAAAUCGUCCUUACUGGAUUAAACAAAAAAAAUAUUAAUCAGUGAACGAUUGUAUGUUUGAGUACGGAUGAUUUUUAUGUCACGUGGGCUAUUUUAAUGGCUUAAGUUGAAUAGGGGCUGAUGUGUAUGAUUUUUUUUGCCCCCCGCAUUAAUGGAAUGGUGCAUCUGUCGUUUGUCUGGCUCAGGCAUUACAGUCCAGAGGAAGGUUUGAGCAGCUUUCUCUGGACACGUGGCGCCAGGUACAGAUGGACUUUUUUCAGCUGAUUGGUUGUCCAGCAACAAGUCGGUUACAUUCUUCCUGUUUAUGAAACUCUGCCCCUAAACCCCAGCUAAGGGGCCAGGUGGAGUGGAUGCUUGUCAAUGGAAGGGUAACGCUGACUUGACUAGCUGGAGGGCUAAAGCUGUUUGUAUAUUUCCCGCUUUUCACAAUCAAAUAAAAACAAAAAAUCAA